AUGACCACGGGUCGAGUGCACGGAGUCAGACGAGAGAAGGAGGAGAAGGAGGAGGCCCUGGAAGCUGAGAAUGCCGCCAAUGCCGAAAUAUUUGCAGAUUUGCCCCCUGGAGGUGAUCGAGCUGUUGGCUUUGGAAAGUAUGAGGCUUUGACCUACGAGGAACUCUUGAAAGCUGACCCCAGGUAUUGCUCUUGGGUGAAGGAGCAGUACAAAACGGAUCUUCAGGAAGGUGAAGAGAUGAGCAUGGAUUUUCGAGCUUUUGGAGAGUAUCUUCAAGGAGUUCAGCUUUCCUCUUUUGGAACGAGGACGCGUACGUUUUCUCGGAGGGGCAAUCCUUCCUACGCGUCGAGAGCACCGAGCGCCAACGGAUCUUUGGCAGAUGGGAAAUGGCUCAUCAACUUUGGUAGGCACAAAGGAAGCACCUUCGCUGAGGUGUACGCCAAACACCCUGACUACUGCGAGUUCAUGGUGAACGAAAUCUUGGCAAAUGAAGAUGGCCAGGUGAAUGCUCAGUCCUGCAGCUUUGCGGUCUACAUCCUCCAUGCGUCCAUGCAAAGCGUGCAGGCACAGAAGGCCGAGCCGCCGAAGUAG
Messenger RNA from Durusdinium trenchii, 591 nucleotides. The record is from the annotation of a GenBank genome assembly. NCBI's taxonomy places the organism in Eukaryota, Dinophyceae, Suessiales, Symbiodiniaceae.